Molecule: messenger RNA, 467 nt
Organism: Phacochoerus africanus (Common warthog)
Lineage: Eukaryota; Metazoa; Chordata; Mammalia; Artiodactyla; Suidae
Gene: COPS9
Product: COP9 signalosome subunit 9
Exons: 3
Coding region: 71-244 (57 amino acids)
Biological process (GO): negative regulation of protein neddylation
Source: RefSeq, a predicted model, not a curated record
AAGGCGUGCACCGGAAGAGGCCGUCGGCGGGCCGGAAGUGGAUCGGGAACGCCCGGGCCUGCGGGAGGAGAUGAAGCCGGCGGUGGACGAAAUGUUUCCCGAGGGCGCUGGUCCCUACGUGGACCUGGACGAGGCAGGAGGCAGCACCGGGCUCCUGAUGGACUUGGCAGCCAAUGAAAAGGCAGUUCAUGCAGACUUUUUUAAUGACUUUGAAGAUCUCUUUGAUGACGACGACAUCCAGUGAGUGUGUCUGGCGCUGCGUUGGGUGACGCCUUCGUCACGCGGCGGUGUGGUGGCUUUGCUCACAGGACGGUUCUCAGGAGCCAGGGGACUUGUGGAAACCACCCGGCCUCGGGAGAUGGCCAGCUGAGCAGGAGAAGGGGCGUCUCAGCCUCUGGAUGAGGCCUCUUAACCCCUGAGCGGGACCAGCGUUUGUCCUUAACUUCAAUUAAAAAUGCUGUCAUUUU